AUGACGGAUAGUUUAUCAUCAAAAUCACCAACAUCACAUUAUACAUCAUCAUUUGUUGCAACUAAUUCAUCUAAACAUCGUUCAAAUUUAUUUAUGUUUGCUAAUGGUGAUCGAUAUGAUGGUGAAUAUAUACUUACGGACGAAGAUCAAAUUAUGCGUCAUGGUCAUGGUAAACAUAUAAGUGCUGAUCAACAACUUAUUUAUGAAGGUACAUGGAAUCGAGAUAAAAUGCAUGGAACAGGACGAUUAACUUAUGGAAAUGGAGCAUCAUAUGAUGGAGAAUUUCAAUCAAAUUAUUUUGAAGGUUUAGGUACAUAUACAUGGCCAGAUGGAGCACAAUAUACAGGCAUAUGGCAAGGUUCAAGAGCGAUAGGUAAAGCAGAAUAUACAGGACCAGAUUUGGGUGUACCAUUUGUUGGUACAGCUAAUGGACAAAUAGCACAUAUGCGAUUUAAAGUGAAAAUUACUAUCGGCGUAUUCGGUCUUGAUAAUGCCGGUAAAACAUCAACUGUUAAAGCAAUUGAAGGCUCUCGAACAAAAACUGUUGUACCAACAGUUAAUACAAAUACAUCAAUGGUUCCAUAUCCAACAACAACGAAACGUGAUGAAAAAUCUCAGGAACGUAUUAAAAUAAUUGAUGUAAGUGGUGCAAGAAAAUUCCGUGAAGAAUCAUGGUCUGAUUAUUAUGAUGAAAUACAUGGUUUAAUAUUUGUUAUUGAUGCAAGUGAAAAAAAACGAAUGAGAGAAAAUAAAAAUACACUUGAUGAUUUACUCUACAAUGAUAAACUUCGAAACAAACCCAUACUUAUUUUGGUAAAUAAACAAGAUGUCAAAGGAGCUUUAGAUGAUGAAGAUGAAAUCAAAGAAAAACUUGAAAUUGAAGAAUUAAAAAUAAAACAUAAAAUUGGAUUCUGUACGGCAAUACCAAAUAAAGAUAAAGGUGAAGAUUCAAUUCGAGCAGGAUUUGCAUGGUUAAUAAAAACAAUUGAAGAUAACUAUACGGAUAUAAAUUCACGUAUUAUUAAUGCAAAAAAUUCUCGUCAACCAAAACCAAUUGAAAGAAAAAAUCAAAAAUUCGAUGAAUCAGAUAGUGAUAAUGCAGUUGUAUAUCACAAAAAACGAUCAUUAUCACCACCAUUAAAUAAAUUUAAUACAGAUUAUCGUUCAAUAACUAAUUCAACUAGAUUACCAGCUUUAGAUUUAAAUAAAACAAAACCAAAAACAUCAGGUCGUGAAACAUAUAGUGAAGAUGAUGAUGACGAUGAUGAUGUUAAUAAUAUUCGUUCUCGUUUACGUCCAGUUGUUUCGCCUAUUAAUUCCGAUAAUACAACUCGUAAUCGUUCAUUAAAUCAAUUAAAUACAUCAACAACAAAUACAUUGAAUAAGAAAAAAAAACUUACUGGUCCUCCUAGUAGUAAUAAAAAUACAUUAAUUAAAAAAUCAAAUGAUAAUGAACCAAAAUCAUAUCGAGCACCAUAUGAACCAUUUCCUGAAGAAGUACCAUUUUCAUCAUCAACUAAAAAAACAACACCUACUGAUGAUAUCAUGUCUAAAACAUUUACAAAAUCAUCAAUCACAAAUGAUCCAACAAAACGUCAUAUGAGUCCUCUUGUUCAUGAUACAAAAUCUUAUAAUAGUAGUUCAAUAUCAAAAGGAGUUAAUUAUAGUGAUGAUGAUGAUGAUGACAAAAAAUAUCUAUCGUCUUUAUCAAAAAAUAAACCAUUCUCAACUUCAAAAAAACCAACAUCAGGUGUUUAUGGCGCUGACGAUGAUGAUGAUGACGAUAAAAUAAAUAAUAAAAUGAAUCGUCGUCCAUUUGGAACGACUCCGACAACAACAACAACAACAACAAGUACAACAAAGAAAUUUCAAAAACAUGAUGAUGAUGAUGAAAAUGAUUAUUCAAAAAAAACAACAUUGAAAACAUCAAAAAAUUUUGAUUCAGAUGAUGAUGAUGAUGAUAAGAAGAAGAACGAUAAUAAAACUUAUCAAGGUCCGUUAGAUCGUUAUAAUCUUAAUAAUGAUUAUCGUCGAAUAACAUCAAAACCACCAGCAUCUCCAUCAAUAACAACAAAUCGAACAAAAAAUAAUGAAGAUGAUUUUCCUUCAACAUCAUUAUCAAAGCCUUUAAAUCGUUCGAAAUUCAACAAUGAUAAUUAUUUAUCAACAUUAUCGAAGCCAACAAGUCGUUCGAUAACGGAAGAUGAUAAUGAUCGUCCUUUAACUACAUCGAAAUCAAAUAUAUAUUCUAAAUACAAUGAUGAUGAUGAUAAUUUUAAUCAAAGACAAAAAAAUAAAUCAACAAUUCCAUCAAAAAAUCGAUUUGAAGAUGAUGAUGAUGAUAAAAAAUAUCCAUCGUCUUUAUCAACAAAUAAAUCGUUAGCAACUUCAAAAAAACCAACAUCAGGUAUUUAUGGUGCUGACGAUGAUGAUGAUGACGAUAAAAUAAAUAAUAAAAUGAAUCGUCGUCCAUUCGGAACGACUCCGACAACAACAACAACAAGCACAGCCAAGAAAUUUCAAAAACAUGAUGAUGAUGAUGAUGAUGAUGAAAAUGAUUAUCCAAAAAAACCAACAUUGAAAACAUCAAAAAAUUUUGAUUCAGAUGAUGAUGAUGAUUAUAAUAAGAAGAAAGAUACUAAAACUUAUCAAAGCUCACCAGAUCGUCUUAAUCUCAACAAUGAUUAUCGUCGAAUAACAUCAAAACCACCAGUAUCUCCGUCAAUAACAACAAAACAAAUAAAAAAUGGUAACGAUGAUUUUCCAUCAUUAACGUCGAAAUAUGGAACUCGUUCAAAAUAUGAUAAUGAUUAUUCAACAUCAUCAGUAUCAAAACCGACAACUCACGUCAAAAAUAAUGAUGAUGAUGAUGAUGAUGAUGAUGAUGAUUAUAAAUCUAAAUCAAAACCUAAAGUGCCUUCGAAAUACAAUAAUGACGAUGGUCUUCCAUCUUCAUCAUCGAGAUAUGGAACUCGUUCGAAAUAUGACAAUGAUUAUUCAACGUCAACAUCAACAAAACCAACAACACAUUCGAAGUAUAGCGACGAUGAUAAUCCAUCCUCGUUAUCAAAAACAAUGACAAAAUCAAAAUACGGACAUGAUGAUCGAUCACCUUCACCUCCAAGAUCAACAUCACUUUCGAAAAAACCCGAUGAUAAGGUUCCGUUAUCAUCAUCAAAACUAACUGCACGAUCUAAAUAUGAAGAUGAUGAUGAUGAUGAUGAUGAUCGCCCAUCGUAUCCUCCAAAAACAUCAACUCGUUCUAAAUAUGACGAUGAUAAUAAAUCUGGUUCUCCUGUGAUAUCAAAAUCUCGUUCUAAAUUUGAAGAUGAUGAAUAUCCAUCAUCAUUAUCUAAAGCAGUACCAAAUUCAAAAUAUGAUGAUGAUGAUCGUCCAACAAAUUCACCGAGAUUAACAUCUCGUUCAAAAGUUCUCGAUGAUGACUUUCCAUCAUCAUCAUCAAAGAAAAAUAAUUAUUCAUCACAUGAUGAUGAUUUUAGUGGUAGAGGUGGUGUACGACCUCGUUUUGGAUAUGAUGAUUUCGAUUCAUCCAAAGCAGGAUUCAAUAGUGCUCGAGCAGGUUCAGCUUCAGCUAAUCGAUUUCGACCGAGUACAAAUUUUGACACUUGA
Molecule: messenger RNA, 3630 nt
Organism: Rotaria sp. Silwood2
Lineage: Eukaryota; Metazoa; Rotifera; Eurotatoria; Philodinida; Philodinidae
Source: the annotation of a GenBank genome assembly